Messenger RNA from Suillus bovinus, 892 nucleotides. Its product is annotated as thioredoxin-like protein. The record is from RefSeq and is a predicted model, not a curated record. Gene Ontology annotation, biological process: cellular response to oxidative stress; cell redox homeostasis. The transcript is spliced from 5 exons. Gene Ontology annotation, molecular function: thioredoxin peroxidase activity. Gene Ontology annotation, cellular component: cytoplasm. NCBI's taxonomy places the organism in Eukaryota, Fungi, Basidiomycota, Agaricomycetes, Boletales, Suillaceae. Bases 64 to 744 code for a protein of 226 amino acids.
AAUGGCAUGUACGUCACGUUCGCUUAGCCUCUUCAACUCUGAUACCCUACCUACCCAAGUACUAUGACCUCCGACGAACUUGAUGCUGAACCUCAAGCACCAAGGAGAUCCUCAAGGAUUUCAGGGCAAGCAACAGUAGAGACUCCUGCUCUUGCUAAGCAACCGAGAAAGCCUUCAAAAGCGGGGAAAAAAAGGGCAGUCGAGGAGGUUGACAAAGAUGAACGGAGCAAGAAAGCCAGAGCCAAUGAAGACAAAACGGUCGAGGAGAAUGAUGAUGUAGCAGAUGUAGCACCCAUCGACAUUGGCGAUAUUCUCCCCUCGAUAACCCUCAAAAAUGAGAAAGGCGAAGAUAUCGAUACUGGUUCAAUCGCAGCAGAGAAGGGUGUCGUUCUAUUUCUAGUUCCCAAGGCUGACACACCUGGAUGCACUACGCAAGCAUGUGGCUUCCGUGAUAUAUGGCAAGAAUUUGCUUCGCUUGAUUAUGAUGUGUAUGGAGUUAGUGCCGACUCCUCAGCUGCUCAGAGUAAAUGGCAAACCAAGAAACAACUCCCGUUCCCGCUCAUUUCUGAUCCAAAAAGAUUGUUGAUAGGCGUUCUUGGAGCUGGUAAUGGAAACAAGACGAAACGUAGUCAUUUUGUCUUUGAGAAGGGUGGCAAACUUUUGGAUAAGCGAAUGCCUGUGAAGCCGGCAGACAGUCCUCGUUUCGCAUUGGAGUUUAUCAAAGGCUUCGGGGCGAGCGAAUAAGCAGCCGCUCGGUCAAGUUAAUACUAUGAAUUCAUCUGAUCUUUCCGCAUCGCAAUCUCUAAUUUAUCUAUGACAACGACGCUGUCGCUGGCACUACUGGUCUUAACUAUUCUUGAGCUACCAAGAAGCGUCUCAGAAUGAACCGUUG